This is a messenger RNA of Lymnaea stagnalis (great pond snail), 5710 nucleotides long. NCBI's taxonomy places the organism in Eukaryota, Metazoa, Mollusca, Gastropoda, Lymnaeidae. The record is from the annotation of a GenBank genome assembly.
AUUCGCGCCGAUACAGAGGGCCUGUGAUGUGUAAUGUGUGUUUUAAAGUGACCAAUCUUGAAGUGAUAGACACAACACUUGAUUCAAUCCAGUUCUGCAACGUCAGGAAAUUGAUUUGUUUCUUAUUUAAAGCACAACAUCGCACAUCCAUAUCUUGAUUUUUUUUAGGAUUUAAACCAAGGACCGACUCAGUCAUGUCAGCCAACGUUAGCAAUCUAACAGAAUUAAAAAAUAACAAGAAGAGACAAGGUAAGGCAUUUAUUUGAUUAGAUGUGUAAGAUUGGGUGGGGAACGAUACGACUUUUUCACUCAAUGUUUUGAUGGACAGCGUCAGAAGCUUUGUCAGUCAAAGUAUUAAACACAUUUUGAAAAUAAAAAAUCUUUGCAUUGUUUUGUAUAAAUUUAAUUUCGACCCAUUAUUAUUCUUGCAACUUACAAAAAAAAAUGGGGUCCGGACUAUUUGUCUCAAUGUGGUUUUCUGACAUUUUCAUUCAGUUUGUGGGAGACAACAUUAAGAAAUUCUAAAUUACUAGACAAAGUCUUCAUCUAUUUAAUUACAUUAACUGCAUAUAUAAAUAUCUAUAAGUGCUACAACUCUGGUACACUUUAACUGAUACAUACUUAUUUUAACCGUUACAUAGACACAUUACGUGAUUGAUAGAAAAUAUUUAUGGUAAAUGUUGGUCGAUCUCGUAAGAUACAGUGUUGUGGGAACAAACAUGUGCUAAGCUGCAUUGAGAUGUCUCUUUAGCUGUAAGAAAUGUACAGCUAGUUGCAAGCAUCACUAAAAAUAGAUUAUAGAUCAAUAACUUUUGUGAUAUAUCGUUGUUUUAAACAAGAAGACUAGAAAUAAAAGAACUAAGAAAAUUUGAACUCAAAAUCGCAAAGGACAGACUAUCCUCCCAUUUAACGAUACCAAUAACAGAACUAGAUGCAAUUUAAAAAAAAAUAAUAAUUUUAGUAAGUGUGUUCACUAAGCUUAAUUUUUUUUUAUAUAAAACUAAGUGUUAUAUUUUGCCUGUGUCAACAUGGAUUUUGAUGUUGUAAACCCAUCAGUAGAGGCAUCAGACAAAUGUUCUAGAAAGGAGCUAUUUUCUAUUGCUAAAGAUUUAGGAAUAAGUGUAGCUCAUUUGGCAGUAAAAAAAAAAACCGUACGAGAUAUGAUCAGUGGAUGUGUUGUGAGAGAACGAAAUAGCCUCACUCACACAACCACAUGAUCCUAGUAUGGAGCUCCAACUAAAGCUCAAACAGCUGGAGCUAGAAAAAGAACGUGAGCUUAAACAAAUGGAGCGAUAAGCUCAGAGAAAGAGAGAUGAAAAAUUACGAGAGCUACAGAGAGAGAAACAAGAAAACGCUUUAGAGCUAAAAAUAAAAUUAAAAGAAAUGAAAAUAACGGCCAGUUUGGGAACAAUGGAAAAUAGAUUCACGGCUCCUGCCGGUCAGGGUUGCGAUGCAAUUAAAUAUUCAAAAGGAAUCCAAUAAUUUUUAUAAAAAAUAGGUUGACCAAUAUUUUGCACAGUUUGAUAUAAAUGCACACAAUUUUAACAUUCCUGAAAUUAUGUGGUCUAGCUUACUGCAAACUGCUUUGACUGGAAGGGCAGCCGAAGUUUUUGUGUCCUUGAACGCGGAACAGCGCGGGGACUAUAACCUUGUAAAAUCCUUAAUACUUAAGGCUUAUGAAUGUGUCCCCGAAGCAUACCGUAAAAAGUUUAGGGAGCUGUGGAAACGUGAUGGCCAGACUCAUGUUGUGUUUCUCCGGAAAAAAAGAACGGCUCCUGGACAAGUGGCUGCACGCAACCGAAACCAACACAGACUUCAAAAAGUUCAAGAACCUCAUUCUGAUAGAGGAUUUCAAGAAUAUUUAUAAACAAAAGUUGCUGUUGAUGAUCAAUGAUUGCAAAAUUCAAUUGAUUGAAAACACUACAUCUUUUCUCAAAUAAACCUUUCUAUUCACUCACGUGUUUUUAUGACCAUUUUUUUGCCACGCAUAUCAAUUAUGACCAUUCCAAAUUGCACUAAACAAUGGACUUUUUACCUUUACCCUUUUGUUGUUAAAUGUAUACUAUGUUCGGACACGGGCCGUAGCUUGCCUGUCCAAAGCCAUGUAACAUACCCUAACCUUAUUUUAUUUUCCUUGUCUAGCUAGCCUAUCAAGACAAGAUGAAAAUUGUGGUAAAAAACCAAAGCUGACCAUAAGAUGUGUUGAUAAUCAAAAGGUAAAAUCUAGAUGAACUGAACUUAUUGUAUCACCUUUAAAAAUAUAAUAUAUAAAUAGGCUAAUCUUAUUUCUUCAUUAAUCAACAGCUAAAAUCUAAAUUAGAAAAUCCAACUGUUUUAUCUAAGGAAACCGUCAAACAGUUUAUCAUAAUGCAAUAAUUUAAAAGUAAAUUAACACUGAAAAGAGGAUGCAAAGAAAUGAUUCCUUAUUGCAUGUCAAAUAAGUGUUUAACAUUAUUUAAUUUAUUAUACAUACUAGAGGAAUUUUAAAUGAUAUAUUUUACCGAAGCAUGUCAAACAGUGGUCCAGAUAUACCGAAGGUAUACAUUAAAUUUAAAUACACUGAAACUCUGUUAAAUUGAUAUACCCGGUACACUGAAGUGAUUUUAAAUGCACAAAAACUGAACGCAUAUUAUAUACCCACGCUCUUAUAAAUAGACAUCUGCUGAAGAGAUAAUAAAACCUUCUCAUUAAAGACAUGUUAAAUACAAACACACACACACACCCUUUUAUCGUAUAUUAAAUGUACGUAUACUUUAUGUUGAUCACACAUUGAACGUAUGAACAUAUACUAAAUUGAUAUAAUAAUCGGUGUCAUGCUACGAAUUUACUUAUUUUUAAAAUUUAUGAUGUAUAGUCACACAAAAAAACCUAGUAGCUUAUAGAAUCUAAUAUUUAUUUUUGAAGUAAUGUAUAAAUAGAUUCUUAUUAUCAGAUAAUUUUCUUUUUUUUUAAAUCUUUGUUUUCCUUUUUGUAGCCACUACCAGAUGAUGCCAAUAAAGAGAAUGGAGGCGAAUUGUGUGAAGCCUUCGGUAACGUUACAAUAAGCUUAAUUUUUAAUGAAGCGGAAGCUAAGCAUUGAUAUACAAUGUAGAACACCUGAGAUUAGAGGAGCUAAAUAAAGCCACAUUAAAUACUUUAAAAAAAAAUAAAAAAUUCUCAAACACGUAUCCAAAAAAAACUCCCACAAAAGUUCAGAGUUGCUACAGUCAUUUGACUAUUAAAAAAAAUUGGGCUGCCCAUCAAUUCAAUGGAUUUAUUUUUUCAGCUCAAUUUGGAGAUGAGGAAUCGGGUCAAAAUUGAGAUGCAACAUUUGACUUCCUACAAUUUAACAAACGGACAGAGCAACUGAAGAAAAAAGUCACUGCAUUUUAUGGGCGUUCAAGUCGUUUUGAGUCAUAUGAUUAACAACUCUGAAAUUUGAGGGACAUUUAUUGGAUCGUUUCAGCAUACUUUAGGAAAUGUGUGUUUUGAAAUGGUUAUUUUCAUAGUGUUUCAUUUGGUAAGUUUUAGUCAAAGUGUACAAAGUUUCAUCUGCAUUGGAGAACGGGAAGUGGGUUAAUAUGGUGAUGCCAGAUUUUACCCGCAGAGUGACCUACUCUCAUGAAGGGGGUGGGGGUGGGUAAGUGAACAAAGUUUAAGCAGAAUUAAGGAUCAGGAAGUUGGUCAAAAUUGACAUUCCAGAUUUGACACGCAGGGGUCAGACGCGGGUCGAUAUCGGUUAUUGCUAGCCUUCUGAUCACGUGAGGUUGUAUUGUCACCAGUAAACAGUUAUCAUAUAAAAUUUUAAGUUUUAUAGGCUCUUUGGAACAGGAUGAAGAUUGAAUUACAAUACUUGACCCAGAAAAAAAUUCAAAGUUGCCAUUUCAUAUAAAAGCGUGUAAUAAAACGAUAUGCGUUUUGCAUAGAUUCAAAAAAAACAAAACAACAAACUUAAACAAUUAAAACAUAAGCCCUUGAAAGAAGAACUAAAGGUAAAAACAAAAAUAGUUUUCCUUAAAUCAUAAGGCCUGGCUACCUUAAUUUCUUAUUGACUUUCAGAUUAAAUAUUUAAUUUUAAAAUAGCGUGAAAACACUCUGAAAAAUUCUGGACAAAAUUGGAAGUUCUAUAUCUAUCGGUCAUUACUUUGAAGGAAAGAAUUUGCAGUGAUCGAGGUGAUCAUAAAAUUAACUAUGAUAUAAUGGGUGCAAUAUAAGUUAAGAUAUACCUUAAUUUACUUGCAGGUAGAUAGGUAGGUAAACAAAUCAUAUAAAUGUAUAUAAAUAUUUAUAUAAAUCUCUCUCUCUCUAUAUAUAUAUAUGUAUAUAUAUUUAUAUAUAUAUAUAUAUAUAAAUAUAUAUAUAUAUAUAUAUAUAUAGAGAGAGAGAGAGAGAGAAGUAAAGUGUUGCUUUAAAAAAUUAACUAAACUAUCUUUAUUUGCGAUAAGCUUUUUCAGAUUAUUACCCGCAGCUGAUAUUGGCCAAGAAUCUUAACACCAAGAAAUGCGAAAAAAAUCCGAAGCAUACAGAAUUUGUGCCAAUUAAGGAUUUUAGCCACCGCAAACUUCCACAUCCUUAUAACAAAGAUGAUAUGUUCGACAAGCUCGUCGCGGCCCUCGGUAAACUUGUGGUGAAGAUAACUUAUGAAGGAACAAGUCCAAAUCGACCAAUGGAGUACAAGAAGUUCAAAGGUAACUUUGUGGGGAGUGGAAAUAUCAUAUUUUCAAAAACAAGAGAAAGAUCACUGUUCAGCAGAUGUCCCUGUCGAGACUGUAGAAAGGAUCCAGUCGAGGAAUGGGGAGAAAUUAAAAUUAGAACGGCUGCCCACGUGGUAUGUGACGAUGACGAGGCAUCGCGUGCGGAAUGUCUCAUGUAUUACGAUUCUGAGAACUCAGAUGUGAUCAAAUUACAGGGGAUCCGAGUGAGUCAAAUGAACAGACAAUACGACACAGCUGAGAUUAUUUGUGUUACACACGACGUCAACCUGGCCUAUCAACUUAUGUACAUGAUUUAUGAUUAUAAAGAUUAUCAUACAAAACUUUACAAAAGAUACCUUACUGAGGGGGUCAACAACCUAGUUAUACUUAUAUCCCACCCUCACGGGUGUUCAAAACAUGUUACGUUUGGUAAAAAAAAACAGUGCAAAGUUCUGGAAAAGUUGCGCAGUGACAUUUAUGUGACCAAGUAUUAUUACGACAGUCACGCAUGUCCCGGGAGUAGUGGGGCUCCAGUUUAUAUGUUGAGCAAAGAGAGUAUUUGGAUAUCACCUCCUCAUAGCGUAGCCUAUGGUAAAGGGGGGCAGAGUGGUGCAGUGUGGGAGAAUUUUUAGUUUUUUGUGGAGGGCGGAUGCUACAGGAAAGCAAAGGUCAGCCACGAAGUUAUCAAGCAUGGCCACUGUCUAUAAAAAUGACUGGCAUUUUUUACAUUUUUUUUUAAUGAAGUACAUUUCAAAAGAUAAAUAUAAUUUAUAAUCCUAAUAUUUAAAAAAAAAAAAUUAAACAGCGCUCUAGACCGGCUGCUACGAAAUCAAACACUAUCAUUCUUUAAGUCAGUAUUGUCACCAAGGGAGUUCGGCUGUCUGAUACGUGACAGCUGAUGUUUGUGCUUGAGAAAUACAUAUAUUUCUUGAGGCCCCUUGUUGUAGUUAAAUAUGGCCUUGAAUAAAAUAUGUAAGUAUUUUUGUGCUGAAAAUGAAUAUGUACGUUGUAAGGAAAACACAUUUCCAAUUUUACGG